Rotaria sp. Silwood2 is the source of this 2026-nucleotide messenger RNA. NCBI's taxonomy places the organism in Eukaryota, Metazoa, Rotifera, Eurotatoria, Philodinida, Philodinidae. The record is from the annotation of a GenBank genome assembly.
CAGUUUUGGCUGAGAAAUGGAAUUUUUAGUGGAUAAUCUCCCCAACGACCCCAAUUUUUCGAAGAAAAUUAUAAUUUCGAAUUUUGACCUGAAACUUUGUCCAAAGUGAAGUCUCACUCAGACUAGCUCUUGUAGAAAAUUUCAGAAUUUUUGGAUAUUGUAUUCCGGAGAUAUGAAUUUUUCAAAUUUCGCACAAUAUCGAUGGAUAAGCGCCUGAAAUUUGAAAAAUGCAUAUCUCAGAAAGACUAUAUUCAAAAACUCUGAAGCUUUCUACAAAAGCUAGUCUGAAUGAGACCUCGCUUUGGCCAAAGCUUCAGGUCAAAAUUAAUCAUUUCGGUAAAUUUCCUUCGAAAGUGCGUUUUUACAAAAUCGAAAAUGUGUACAUUUCGAUAUUGAAGUCAAAAGUGAUAGUUGAAAGUGGUAUCUGUUAACGGUUUUCUUAUGAAACAAAACUUUAAAGUAUCCUCUAUUACCAAGAAAAAAAAGACCUCAUUUGAUGAAAGAGCAAUGGAGAUACUCAAUUUUUUUAUCCGUCGGGAGUUUUGGGACACCCUGUAUAAUAGAAGAAUUCUCGAAAGGAAUUUCUAAACACAAGAUUUGUUAUGAAGUAUAUCUUAUGUCUUGAAUCUCACGGUCUUUCUCAAAAAUCAACGUUAUAUUGUAAUUCUUCAUUAACAAAAUCUUCGCGGGUAUCCUCAAGAAGCGUGCCAAAUCCUAUACAGAUCUUUCCCAAAACACGUCUAUAGUGAAGCUUUCAGAUCAGCAUCUAGUAGUUCGUUGGCGACCCUCCGGACCACCACUCACGGCUAACCGCUCACUUGCUUAAGUUUACUUCUCCAAAGGAUCAUACACUUUUAUUUACACGUAACCGAUAUAUUUUUGUCUUACUUCAAAAACAUCUUGAAUUUAUAACAGAAGACUUGUGAAAGGAUAAUUGAAAACGCCGGAGCUACUCUGCAACAAUAUAUGGAUAGAGGAUUGUGUCUCAACACCUAUGAAUUAUGACGGUGGAGAAUCAACUGAUUAUCUACAGCAAGCAAACCCAUUUCACUUUGUAUGAUUCUCCCUUCAGUCGAAAGGAUAAAUUCCUUCAGUCAGAGGAAAAAUCAUUUUUUUCGUAAACAAGCUUUUCUCUGCUGAAAAAAACUGCAAAUUUUGAAAAACCGAUCGCAGAUUUGGAUUCCUCGACCCCGAUUCCCUUUGGACAAACUUAACGAACUGCACUAAUAUGUGGAGACACGUGACUAGACACGUGCAUGCAAGCAUAGAAGCACACCCAAACUCAUUUUAUUUCGUAAGAUUCUUCCUUCAGUCGAGGAAGUAUAUCAAGAACCUUAUCUAUAGUUACCAUUGGGAAACACGUGGUUAAGUAGGAUUCGACAUAGAAUCCAGAGAUAUCAUAUCCAGUUGUCAAGCAUUGAACAGUGUAAAAUUCGUUGAACUUAAAACCUCUUUUGUUUUGGCGAAACACAAUCUAAAAGGAGUCUUGAAGUAUAUAAGGUAGAAAUUUUGGAUCCACUCUAACUCGAUCGUCCUCCCCCUCCAGAAACUGUGACAGGCACUAUGACAGCCCAUCGAAGUAGUAAUCCAUUACAGACUGUGAUACAUGCUGGUCACAGACCGUUGCAAAACAUGACAUAGGUUGUUGAUAUACGAUCGCAAACUGUCUAUCGAUGACGGCUUGUAACAAUAUACUAAUUAUUUCUUUUUUGCAUCUCUGAAGAAUUCUGUAAAAGCAGGGUGAAGAAAUGUGUCCACAAUAUGCAUUAAAAAAAACGAUCUCUCUGUGAUCAACAGCAGCAGCUUUAUCGUGUUUCGCAUUUUAAUCUCAGUGUUGGCGCUAAUAGCUUUAUUUAUUACUCUUUUCUUUUUAGGUCCAAUUCAGCCAACAACAGGUAAUCGAAACUAUGAUAAUCAACGUGAUUUAGAAUCUAAAUUAUUCCAAUGGCAAUGUCCACGAUGUACAUUUCUUAACGAUGAUUCAUCUCGCACAUGUGAAAUGUGUUCAUGUGAAAAAGGUUCUUAG